Messenger RNA from Bombina bombina (fire-bellied toad), 764 nucleotides. It is a transcript of the gene UXT, whose product is annotated as ubiquitously expressed prefoldin like chaperone. Gene Ontology annotation, biological process: negative regulation of transcription by RNA polymerase II. The record is from RefSeq and is a predicted model, not a curated record. The transcript has 6 exons. Gene Ontology annotation, molecular function: transcription corepressor activity. NCBI's taxonomy places the organism in Eukaryota, Metazoa, Chordata, Amphibia, Anura, Bombinatoridae. The coding region runs from base 95 to 529 and encodes 144 amino acids.
UAUACGUGCGUGUGACGUAGCAGCUGUGGCAGUGGAUGGCAAGUUGGUGAGAGUGGCGGGCGGAAGUAUCCUGGAAACAGAAGCCAAAGAAGGGAUGGAGGACAAAGUUCUGCGGUACGAGGGCUUUGUUAGUGACGUGCUUCAGCGGGAUCUUUUGCGGGUCCUAGAGAAUCGAGAUGCUAUAUAUGAGAAAAUUAGCCAAUACUUGCAGCUGAAGAAUGUCAUUGAGAGACUACAGGAGGUGGGUUCUGAACCACUCGAAACUCAGGUGGACCUGGGAAGCAACUUCUUUGUGAACGCCCAGGUUCCUGAUUCCUCGAAGAUUUUUCUUGCGUUGGGGUUUGGAUUUUAUGCAGAACUAACCUUGGAAGAAGCUCUAAAGUUCAUUGAAAAGAAAAGCAAAAUACUGACCGAAAUAAGCGACAAUUUAUCGAGAGAUGCGGCUAAUAUUAAAGCUCACAUCAGAGUGGUCCUAGAGGGUCUUCGGGAAUUACAGGGUCUACCAGGUGAUGAACAACCAUCUGAUUGAAGGCAACACACAAGGAGCACUUGGCCAUUAGUGGCUGGAAACGCCAUAUUGGCAGCGAUAAAGGCACGCAGCGCCAGUGUCACUUUGUGCGUCUAUUGGAUUCUACUCUUGGAUUUGCUUGUGUUCCUGUGUGUGACUGGGUCUAUGUGUGUGUCUGUGCUGAACUGUUUGUAUACAAGGAACAGAAGCUGUAACUAGAUUUUGUACAGUCUAAUAAACAUAUUCAACGUUAAAA